Molecule: messenger RNA, 1209 nt
Organism: Didymodactylos carnosus
Lineage: Eukaryota; Metazoa; Rotifera; Eurotatoria; Philodinida; Philodinidae
Source: the annotation of a GenBank genome assembly
AUGGUGACCGCUCCGUCUCCAGUUUCGAGCUCAAACAAUGAUGUACCACUAUGGAAAGUAUUUUUUCUUGUUUUGGGUGCUGCUUUCAUCUGUUCAUUAUUCAUUAUACUUGGUUUAAUUUGUCAUUUUAUUUACUUUCUCUGUACCGAACUAAUUAAUUUCUUAAAAAAUCCAUUUCAUAAGCCAGAAAUUAAAUGGAAUCAUGGACAAGGUGAUGGUACACAUGAAAAACCCUACUGUGUAAUUAUUGUCGGUGCUGGAUUUAGUGGAUUAGGGUUAGCCAUUAAAUUAAAACAGUUGAAUAUGAGUGAGUACAUUCUAUAUGAGAGAAGACAAAAUGUUGGAGGAACCUGGCACGAUAAUAAAUAUCCGGAAUACUUAACUGACAAGUAUAAUUUACGUGAAAAAAUACGAUUUAACACAAACGUAACAGCAACUGAAUGGUUAGAUGAUCAUCAUCAAUGGAAAGUAACGAUUAACUCCGGACAAUCUUUUUACAGUCGACUUUUAGUGAGUGCUAAGGGCCCACUGGCUAAUGCCCAAUUUCCUACAAAUAUCAGUGGUGUUGAUCAGUUCAAAGGUGAUAUGUUUCAUUCAGCCGAAUGGAAUACUGCGUAUGAUUUUACUGAGAAACGUGUCGCUGUUAUUGGUACAGGUGCAAGUGCUGUUCAACUUGUGCCAAAAAUUCAAAAACAUGUUAAACAGUUGUACGUAUUUCAACGUACACCACCAUGGAUAGUACCGAAAAUGGAUCGAAAAGUUACGGAUUUUGAAAAGUGGUUAUUUGAGCGGAUACCUUUGAUACAAAAAGCUAUACGAAGUGUGAUUUAUUGGAUGCAUGAAUCAUUAGUACUAAAAAAAUUGACACCAACAUGGCAGUUAGGAUGUAAACGUGUACUGUUAAGCAAUAAUUGGUGUUCAACUCUUCAAAAGCCAAAUGUCCAACUGGUCACUGAUGGCAUAAAACGGGUCAGUGAUCGAUCACUCUAUAUAAAGCAACAAGCAUGUCAACAACACAAUGAUCGUUUACAAGCUAAACUGAAGAAAACGAUAUGGCAAACAGGUGGAUGUAAAUCGUGGUAUCAGGAUAAAAUGGGUAAUAAUACAGCGAUAUGGCCUAAUUUUACAUGGUCAUAUCGACUCAUCAUGCAAAAUUUUGAUUACGACAAAUAUGAUUUGUUCUCAAUUCAUAAUAAAAAGACAGAUUGA